AUGGAUGAAGAAGAUCUUCGACCAGCACAAAUUCGUCCAUUAGCUGGAACGACACGUCAUCGUUUAUGUGCCGGUCAAGUUUGUGUUAGUGUUGCAUCAUGUGUUAAAGAAUUAAUCGAAAAUAGUCUUGAUGCACAUAGUACACGUUUACAAUUAACAUUUAUUGCACAUGGUGCAGAUCUUAUUGAACUUACUGAUAAUGGCGAUGGAAUUGCUGAACAUGAUUUUGAAAAAAUUGGACUUCGAUAUCAUACAUCAAAAUUAAGUCAAUUCGAAGAUCUUGAAACUGUCAAUACAUACGGAUUUCGUGGCGAAGCUUUAUCAUCAAUUUGUAUUUAUGCUGAUGUAACAAUUCUUACACGUCAUGCAUCUGCAUCUAUAGGAACAAAAUUAAUAUUCGAUGGUGAAGGUCAAGUUAUUUCACGUACUCCCUUUCCUCGAGAAAUUGGUACAACUGUAUCAAUUCGUUCAUUAUUUAAUCGUUUUCCUGUUCGUCGUACUGAAUUACAAUCACAUUCAAAACGUGAAUUUUCUCAAGCAUUAAAUAUUAUACAAUCAUUUGCAAUUAUAUCACGACAAAUCCAAUUUUUUCAAAUUUCAUCAUCAGCUGAUAAUCAUCCACCUUCACAUCCAUUAUUAACAUUAACUCCAUCAAGUUCAUUAAAAGAUACAUUAGCACAAAUAUUUGGACAAAAAAUACUUGAGAGUAUUAUACAUAUUGAGGAUAAUAAUGAUGAUGAAGAUAAAGAAUUUAAAUUUGAUGGUUAUAUUUCUCGACCUCAACAUGGUUGUGGUCGUUCGUCAGCAGAUCGACAAUAUCUUUAUGUUAAUAAUCGACCUAUAGAUUGUGCACCAUUCUUACGAACAAUAAAUGAUAUCUAUCGACAUUUUAAUCCCAAUCAAUAUCCACUAGUUGCAUUGAGUAUUGAAGUACUUGAUCGAAGUACACUUGAUAUUAAUUGUACACCGGAUAAACGAACUGUUUUUGUUGAACAUUUAUCCAAUAUGUGUGAUCAAAUUCGUCUUAUUCUUAAUAAAUUAUUUGAAUCAAGUAGUAAUGUUUAUGUUUCAUCAAAUAAAAGACAACAAGAAACAGCAGAAACGAAUAAUGAUAUUCCAACACCACCAACAAAACAAAUGAAAAUUGAACGUUUUGUUAAAAAAACUUCACAUGAUAUACCAGUAUUGACUACUAGUAAUCCUUUAUCAAAAUUUUCUUGUCCUUUUACUACGAUUCGUAGUGAAAAAUCAACUCCAUCAUUGUCACCAAGUUUAUCGACACAAGAUCGAGCAUUAUUUACAUUUGAAUCACAUGAUAUUGUGAAACAUAAUAAUCAUUCAGAUACUAAAAAUGAAGAAUGCAGUGUUGAUGACGAUGAUGAUGUUAACGAUGAGGAUGAUGAUCCACAUGAUAAAACUUUACUUCAUGGUAGUCCAUCGAAAAAAGAUUUUUUAGAUAAAGUUAAACAACUUAAACAAAACGAUGAAGAAAGUGAAGAAAUAAGAAUUUCUGUUGAUCAUGAUUUACAAAUGUAUACAUCAACACCAAUUGCCAAAGAAAAACCAAAACCUGUUGAAGAACUGAAAAGUAUUCAAGUAACAUCAUAUAAAUCAUGUGAAAUUAAAGUUAAAUUUAAUAUGAAUAAACUUAAAGAAAAAUAUCAAUUAAUGGCUGAAAAAACUGAUAUAUCAUCAUCUAUAUCAAAUCAUCAUUUUAAUAUUCACAUUGGAGAAGAUCAAAAUGAAGAAGCUGAAGAUGAAUUAAGACGACAAAUUAAUAAAACUGAUUUUGAAAGAAUGUCAAUAAUCGGACAAUUUAAUCGUGGUUUCAUUCUUGUUACACUUGUUGAUCAUUCAUCUCAAUUAUUUAUUGUUGAUCAACAUGCAGCUGAUGAAAUCUAUAAUUUUCAUCGUCUUUAUGAUCAAACAAUUGUUAGUCGACAACCACUUCUUCAUCCUAAAACAAUUCCACUUGAUCCAUCACGACAAGUUCUUCUUCAACAACAUAUCGAUCUAUUCACUCGUCUUGGAUUUGAUAUUGAAAUUGAUGAAAAUGAAUCUCGUAUUGAUCGUCGUUGUCGUGUACAUGCAUAUCCAACGAUAUCAGGUGCUCAUUCAUGUGUAUUUGGUAUUGAUGAAAUUGAUGAAAUACUUUCACAUUUAACUGAUACAAGCCAACACUCACGUCAAGAAGAACAUUAUGAAUCAUCUCGUUUACGAAAAGUAUUCGCUUCUAAAGCUUGUCGUAUGUCAAUUAUGAUUGGAACUGAUUUAACAAAAAAACAAAUGAUAAAUGUUGUUCGACAUCUUGCACAAUUAGCUAAACCAUGGAAUUGUCCACAUGGACGACCUACAAUUCGACAUGUAUCUAAUCUUACUGAAGCUACGAAUGGCUUUCUUACUGAUGAUUAUCAUUCAUUUUAA
Molecule: messenger RNA, 2424 nt
Organism: Adineta steineri
Lineage: Eukaryota; Metazoa; Rotifera; Eurotatoria; Adinetida; Adinetidae
Source: the annotation of a GenBank genome assembly